AAAUUUUUAUGUUGGGGAAUGAUAACCGCAACCAUAAUUAAUAGUUUGUUAUUCACGAAUGUAAACGCGGAACUAAAUGGGCCAACGGACGAAUUGACGGAAAACAACAUAGUUAGCAGAGAAAGAAGAUCCCCCUGGGGUGGAGGUGGAUGGGGUGGUGGUGGUGGUGGAUGGGGCGGUGGUGGCCAAGGAGGAAGUCGUCAAAAAAGCUGGGGAGGAGGAGGCCAAUCUCAGGGCGGUAGUCAAAAAAGUUGGGGAGGAGGCAGAGGCGGUGGUAGCCAAAAAAGUUGGGGAGGAGGCAGAGGCGGUGGUAGCCAGAAAAGUUGGGGAGGAGGCAGAGGCGGUGGUAGUCAGAAAAGUUGGGGAGGAGGCAGAGGCGGUGGUAGCCAGAAAAGUUGGGGAGGAGGCAGAGGCGGUGGUAGUCAGAAAAGUUGGGGAGGAGGUGGGGGUCAAAGUCAAAAAAGUUGGGGAGGAGGCUUUGGCGGUAAUUAUUAA
This is a messenger RNA of Gordionus sp. m RMFG-2023, 495 nucleotides long. RefSeq lists its product as uncharacterized. The transcript is spliced from 3 exons. Bases 19 to 495 code for a protein of 158 amino acids. Lineage: Eukaryota; Metazoa; Nematomorpha; Gordioida; Chordodea; Parachordodidae. The record is from RefSeq and is a predicted model, not a curated record.